AUGCAACAGGCCCUGGAAAGGGCUUUGGACCGCGCGGACUAUGUCAUCGCAGGCGCCCAGCAGAGGCCUCCAAAGAGGAGAGGCUCGUCGAGUGGGGAAGCAUCUCUCUACGAGAAGCUUUACGACAUCUAUGUGGAAGAAUGUGGGAGAGAGCCUGAGGCUCCGGAGGAGCUAAGAAGCAACGUGAACUUGCUAGAGAAGCUCGUGAGGAGAGAGUCGUUGCCGUGUUUAGUGGUCAACCUGCACCGGGGAGAGGGGGGAUAUUCGCUGAUGCUCCAGGGGAAAGACGGAGCGUAUUCGGAGACCGUCCGGCUGCCCUACGAAGAACGCGAAUUGCUCGAAUACCUGGACGCUGAAGAACUACCUCCCGCUCUGCUGGACGUGCUGGAAAAAUCGGAGGUGAACCUCUUCCAGUGCGGGUGCGUCAUAGCGCAGGUGCGAGACUACAGGCAGUGCAGCGGUGGGGAACCUCCGGGCUACCAGAGCAGGCACAUUCUCCUGCGCCCGACCAUGCAGACGUUAGCCUGCGACGUGCAGUCCAUAACCAGCGAUGGCCAGGAAUGGACCCAGGAGGACAAACUGUCGCUUGAGAGCCAGCUGAUCUUGGCCACCGCUGAGCCCCUGUGCCUGGAUCCUUCUGUAGCAGUAGCCUGCACGGCGAACAGGCUGCUCUAUAACAAGCAAAAGAUGAAUACUGGGCCGAUGAAAAGGAGCUUCAGGAGGUACUCUGCCUCCUCUCUGCAUCGGCAGCGGGAGCUGUCUGCUUGUCCCCCUCCUCCUGAGCUGACAGUGUGGGCCUCUUGCCGGAAACGCAGGGAGCGCCAAGACCGUCCGUGGUACGACCUCAAAAUUUCUAAGGCGGGGAGCUGCGUAGAUACGUGGAGGCGGAGACCGUGUGACUUGGCGGUGCCUUCGGAAGUGGAUGUGCAGAAAUAUGCCAGAGGGAGGAGGUCCGCCCAACGGGUCGUCUCACCUCCGGGAGUCUGGCCAGCCGGGGAGGUGAGGGACGGUGGUACGUGUGGCCGCGAAGCCGGCCAGGAGCCUCAGAGCACGGAGCUGACCUUCCCGAAGUCGCCGCCGCCGAAUAAUCCACCUUCCUCUGGAGCGAGAAGGCCCUGGAAGGAAGACCGGUGGGAGGGACAGAUGUCUCCUCCGCACCCCUGCACAGAUGACCGUUCAGGCAGUGUCCCGCCGGAAUCAAAGACGGCUGCCGGCGGGGUGGUCACGGGGGCAGAGCUGGCCGUCCUGCAGAAGGCCAGCUGUACGGUCACCGGGUCGCACGGCUCAGGCGGCCUCAGUGGGCUUCCUCCCGGGAACGACCCAGAACAGCCUGACAUGGCGUCGGUUCGGUCUCCAGUCCAGGGGGAAGGCGUGGGACGGCCACCUCUGCGCAUCAGACUUCCCUGGAGCUCAGGCACGAGCCGGUCGGGGAACAGUUUUAUUCCAUGGGAGGCCAGCAGCUUUCGUAAAUCUCCAUCUCCUGCUCCCGCUCCUAAGCCAAGUCCCUCCCAGCAAUCCCCCGUGGACGUGAAUCGAGGGAGCCCGCUUCCCGCAGCCACCGUGUCCGCCGCCAGCGCCCCACAGAGGAGCCCGGCCAGCCGGGUCACGGCCAGCUCCGCGGGCCACAGCCUCCUUCAAGUGGCGGGCCCUGGUUGCGGAGCGCAGGCUUUGGAGAGGGGCUCUGGCCCGGGGCAGGGCCCUCAGGCUGGGGCCAAGGCUCCUGUGGGGAUCCAGCCCAGCAGCCUGCCUUCAGGCGCUCGGCCCCCCAGUGCGGUGCCCGCUGCAGCGCGGAGUCCUCCAGUCCGCGUCCAGUUUUUUUUAAAACACGCUUCCGGCCUCGGGCCAGUAACUCUCCUGGAGGUUCCCCAAGAGUCGCUCCUUUUGAACACAGCGCGGCAGCCAGAGCGGCGGCUCUAUCACUUGAUUUCCCAAGAACAACUUCAGCAAGCCUCCACUGGGGGUCCUCAGCGGCCUGGGCCCCAGGGUCCAAGUGGAGGAGGUGCAGCCAGUCCAGAAAGGGCCUCCUCUGCUCAGCAGGCUGUGGCGCUAAACCUGGCCGGAGAGGGGGAGCUGCCGCAGCCCCACGCGGCGGCGGUGUCGGCGGUGUCGGCCCCGUUGGGCUCUGGGGAAAGCCAGAGAAGCCCAGAGCAGAGCUGUCCUCGUCCCGCGCACACACUGCGGCCGCCCCAGCCACAGGGACCACGGCUGAGAAUCUUGCAGGGCCCUGUGGCCAUGACGACAGUCAUCGCCCAGACAGCCGGGCGGCCUCUGGCCCCGCGGCCCACAAGCCUGGCCAAAGCAUCCCGGCUCCCCCAUGUCCGUUCCUGCUUUCUCGUGUCGGUGCGGCUCACGACAGCCCUGAAGUUCUUUCUGUUUCCCCUUCCUUUGUACGGAGACGCACUUCUCGGGAGCGACAGUCACCCGUCCUCAGGGGUGCCGCUGGGUGUCAGUCGCUGCAUUUACGCGGCUGUGCCAUCACCAGCUGUAUUUCCCAAGCAGCUGCCUCACCCCCAGGGCGGCCUCUGUGGCCACGAAGCACCGGCUGCCGUCCUGUCCCCCAGCCCUGGAAGCCCCCGUUCCUUUCUGCGUCCGUGGACGGCCGCGUUCUGGACACUGGCUGACGGUGGAGUCGGAGAGCAGUGCCCUCUCAUGUCCGGCCUCCGUCGCUCGGCGCAGUGUGGUCGAGGUUCGCGUGUGGUGUCACCCCUGCCGCGCUUCGCUCCUUCUUGCUCGGCGGAGCCUUACACGCUGGUGUGCGUGUUCCUCCCUGCGUCUGCCCGCUCUCCGUCCGUGCACAUCCCCCUCGCUGGCGAAACCUGUGGGCCGUCGUCAGUCCUGCUGCUGGGAGCGCCGGUGUGCAAGGAUUUCUUGGAGAGCUUCUCACGUGUUGUCGCCUUACAAUUUGUACAGGGCAGCCUGUGUCCCUGA
This is a messenger RNA of Mustela lutreola (European mink), 2928 nucleotides long. Its product is annotated as transcription factor SPT20 homolog. NCBI's taxonomy places the organism in Eukaryota, Metazoa, Chordata, Mammalia, Carnivora, Mustelidae. Gene Ontology annotation, biological process: regulation of transcription by RNA polymerase II. Gene Ontology annotation, cellular component: SAGA complex. Gene Ontology annotation, molecular function: transcription coregulator activity. The transcript has 3 exons. The record is from RefSeq and is a predicted model, not a curated record. The coding region runs from base 1 to 2928 and encodes 975 amino acids.